AUGUUCAGAGGAAUUUACAGAGGAACACAGAAACAUCAAGAUGACUUUUUGGAUGUGGUAGAGAGAGCAGUCAAAGUUGGUGUUAAAAAGUUUUUGAUUACAGGUGGGAGUCUACAAGAUAGUAGAGAUGCGUUGCAGCUGGCACAGACAAAUGACAUGUUUUACAGUACGGUUGGCUGUCAUCCUACCCGCUGUGGAGAAUUUGAGCAGAGUAGCCCUGAACAGUAUUUAUCUGACUUAAAAAAUCUGAUUGAAAAAAAUAAGACAAAGGUAAUAGCAGUUGGAGAAUGUGGCUUAGAUUUUGAUAGAUUAGAGUUUUGCCCAAAGGACAUCCAGCUGAAGUAUUUCGAAAAACAAUUUGACCUGUCAGAACAGACGCAACUGCCCAUGUUUCUCCACUGUAGAAACUCACACGCUGAAUUUUUAGACAUAAUGAGAAGAAACCGAGAUAGAUUUGUAGGAGGGGUGGUACAUUCUUUUGACGGCACAAAGGAAGAAGCAGCAGCUAUAUUAGAUUUGGAUCUCUAUAUUGGAAUAAACGGCUGUUCAUUGAAAACAGAAGCCAACUUGGAAACACUGAAAUCGAUUCCUAGUGAACGAUUAAUGAUAGAGACUGAUGCGCCUUGGUGUGGAGUGAAAAAUACUCAUGCUGGAUCAAAAUACAUUAAAACUACGUUUCCUACAAAAAAGAAAUGGGAAAUAGGGCACUGCUUGAAGGACAGAAAUGAACCCUGCCAUAUAAUUCAAAUACUGGAAAUAAUGGCAGCAGUAAGAGAAGAUGACCCGCUUGAGUUGGCCAAUACUCUAUAUAACAACACUAUUAAAGUCUUCUUUCCAAACGUAUAAAGUUGUUUUUCUUACAUUUAUUCAACAUAACUUCAGUAAACAUUGCAAAAACUUAAAAAAUAUCUUAUCUGCAAAUUCCUGUCAAUGGAAGCCGAUAUGUAGUGCUUUUUUUUUUUUUCUUAUGGUACAAGAUUAAAGCUGCUUUUGAAAAGGUG
Opisthocomus hoazin is the source of this 1001-nucleotide messenger RNA. The record is from RefSeq and is a predicted model, not a curated record. Lineage: Eukaryota; Metazoa; Chordata; Aves; Opisthocomiformes; Opisthocomidae.